Messenger RNA from Sphaeramia orbicularis (orbiculate cardinalfish), 1899 nucleotides. Its product is annotated as zinc finger protein 664-like. Gene Ontology annotation, biological process: regulation of gene expression. NCBI's taxonomy places the organism in Eukaryota, Metazoa, Chordata, Actinopteri, Kurtiformes, Apogonidae. Bases 251 to 1249 code for a protein of 332 amino acids. The record is from RefSeq and is a predicted model, not a curated record. The transcript has 2 exons. Gene Ontology annotation, cellular component: nucleus.
UAUGGAAAUAUUAGUCAAACCUUUUCAACAUCAAUACUUCAAUAGUUUUCUUAUAAAAUACAGGAGGCGUCCCUCCACACCAGCAGGGGGCAGUGUGGUGUUUUUAAUAUUAGCCUGUUAGCUUCAAACGGCAUUAUUCGUCUAGACAUACUUGGUAGCAUUGCAUUUGUCUGGGUUUUGCGUUUUUAUUUGCCUUUCCUUUCACCACCGUUCACCUUUGUUGGCCUUAAACCACAACUGGAGCUUAAAGAUGAUGUCGGACACGCAGCUACUGAGACAGAUGGUGAAUGAGCGACUGGCGGCGGCUGCAGAGGAAAUAUUUGGACUGGUUGAAAAAACUAUAGCAGAGUAUCAGGACGAAGUUUUUCGCUGUAGAAGUGAAGUCGUUACACUGAAAAGGCAGAUGGAGCAACUGAGCGUCUUGAAGCCCGAAGUCCAACUGUUGAAAACAGAUGUUCAGGAGUGUGCUUUGGAUCUGCCUGAUCAGAAUCCUACUUUGGAGAGCAGUGACACACCUGACCAUGAGCAGGUCGAAGAGGAGCAGUCGGACCUCUGCUCGAGCUCAGAUCCAGAGGAGCCUGAUGGUUAUGAGGAUUAUCAGGUCCCAUUAAGUGACUCAGAGCUAACCUGUCCAACCAUGUCAUUUAAAGAUGAAGAGAAGUGGAAUGAGAUCGACAACUCAGUUUCCCCCUCCUGUGAUCCCAUCUACAGUGAUAUUCCCUUCACUGCCAAGAAGCCAGUUCAGACAGACCAAAUGAAAAUGAGUCCAAUGCAGAAAAACCAAAACAAGGCAUGCCGCUUAUGCCAUUCUUGUUUUCAAUCAAAUGCUGAACUGAAGAGGCACAUGAAUAGAAGUCAUAUGGGAGAGAAGGCGUAUAAAUGCACUUAUUGUGACAGAGGGUUUGAUCACGAGUACCAGCUGGCUGUUCAUGUGAGAAUUCACACAGGUGAAAAGCCAUAUAGUUGUGAUUUCUGUGGUAAAACAUUUGCUCAGAAUUCAAACCGUAUUGUGCACCUGAGACAGCACACUGGAGAGAGACCUUACUUUUGUAUUAAAUGUAACAAAAGUUUUUCUAGCAGUAAUCAUCUGAGAUGGUGCGGAGUGAGACGAAAGAAAGAGGGAAAGAAAGCUUUUCGCUGUAGGACUUGUGGCAGAACCUUUACCACAGAUUUAGACCUGAAGGUGCACAAGGAGGUACACAAGUCAUGGAAACGGCAUCUCGAAGAAAACCAACAUAAAGCUGUCUGAAACAAUGUGAGAACCCUAUGUGAUACCAAAAGUUUGCUGUACGGAGUUAAUUUAGUUUUAAUAAAGGAGAGAUUUAUCUUAUUUGUGGUUUUUAAUCAUUAUAUAAAACCAAGGAAGGCAACAAAGGUAAAGAAUUACACUAGAUAGAUAGAUAGAUAGAUAGAUAGAUAGAUAGAUAGAUAGAUAGAUAGAUAGAUAGAUAGAUAGAUAGAUAGAUAGAUAGAUAGAUAGAUAGAUAGAUAGAGUGUGGCCGUUAGUGUCUUCUGCAUUUUUACAAUGUCAGGUUCGUUGAAUAUAUGGCCCAAUAAGUCUGGGGUCACUGUCAAAAUUGAUUGUAAAUGAAUCUUCAAACUAGGGCUGAUAAUAGAAUGACAAUGAUAGUCAUUGUGAAAUAAUGAUCUUUAAUAUCUAUAAAACAAAUGUUUUAUUUUUCUGUGAUAACAUUUUACCCAGAAGGCUAAUCUUUAACAUGCACGUUUCAGACCAGUAGACAGUGGCAACAUGUUAUUGUGUCGUCUAGUUUGAUUCUUACAGAAGUGCAUUGUAUUGUUUACAGGAACAGGGGCUGACUGGCUUUUUCUACCUCAGAUUACAGAAAUGUUCUUCUGUUUGUCAUGUUCUGCCAAUAAAGAGCAGUUUUGUAUCUUUAA